CGCAAAUAGAAAAAAGAUAAAAGAUAUUAUUUGAUAGACCGCAGCUCGAUCGUAGAUUACACUAAAAUUUUCAGUGGUUUUAGAAAUGUCGAUUAAACUUAAAUAAUAAAUAUAAUAAGAAGAGAUGUUUUAGCAGUUGCCUCAUAAAGAAUAAUGCUCUACAAAUUGUGAUUCCCUAAGAUGUUCACUAAAAACAGCUUUUCCGACUCGCUUGUCAGUUGUCAGCCAUAGCAACUAGCCCAUUCCUUUGUGAACUCUAAACCCAUAUAUUUUAUGUUAAUUUGUGUUACUCCUCCGGUUUUUGUUUCUCCUCUUUGAGCAAGAUUCAUUUUGUUAACAUGAAGUUUCGAAGAUAACUCUUUGUGUUUACUAUAUGUAUUUUAAAACUUUACAUGGUUUAGUUCGCUUGUAACCUCAAUGUAGCGGAAGUGACCAUAAGUACUUACCUGCUGAUUUUUGUGUAUUUAUGAAUGUAAAUAGUCUUAUUAAAUUUUGUACGUUCGUAUUUCUCAAGUGUGUAUUAUAGCGCUAUAAUGGUAGAAAUAGGCGUUCCGCAGCAAUCGGCAGAAGAUAGUUUAGAAAACGCCGAAUGGUAUUGGGGUGAUAUUACACGGGAUGAGGUCAAUGAAAAACUUCGUGAUACAUGUGAUGGAACCUUUCUAGUCCGCAAUGCCUCAAACAAAGACAGCGGAUACACAUUAACAGUUAGGAAAGGAGGCACGAACAAAUUAAUAAAAAUAUACAACCAAAAUGGACGUUAUGGAUUUUGUGAGCCUUUUGAGUUCCACUCUAUUGUUGAUCUUGUUAGAUUUUACACAGAGUACUCACUGGCACACUGCAAUAGUAGCCUUGACAUUAAACUUAUGUACCCCCUGUCUAGACAUCUAGAAAAUGAGGGAGGGGAAAAUAUCAAUGAUGAAACUCUAGAAACCAGAUAUAAGGAGGUUCAUAAAGAAUUUGUGUUAAAAACCAGAGACUAUGAUGAACGCUCAGAUAAAUAUAUGAGGCUAAGAGAAGAGGUAAAACUUAUGAGGCAAGCCCUUGAAAGUUUUAAUGAAACUAUAAUAGUAUGUGAUAAACACAUCAAAACACAAAUUGAGAUGCAGACAAAAGCUCAGCCUCAUGAAAAAAAUGAUCUAAUAGAAAACAAUAGGCUUCUUAUGAUACAAGUCAACAAUUUUAAACAAGCAAUAGUGCAUUUGGAUCAUAGAUUGAAAAGGACAGUUGAGUCUAAUCUUUUACUUGAAAGAGAAAUUACAAAACUGAAAUCAGAAAUUAUUUAUCUUUACACAGUAAAAAACCGUUACAAAGGAUGGCUACAAAGACGUAGCAAGACAGAAGAAUACCUGCAGGCCUUAGAAGAUGACAAUAUACAUAAACUUGAGGAACUGUAUGCACAUCGUGAAUCUAAAACGUGGAUGGUUGAAGACUGUUCCCGCACCAGAGCUGAGGAACUUUUAGAAGGGAAACCACAAGGCACAUUUUUGAUUCGACCCAACUCUACGGGUCAACGUGCUCUGUCAAUUUGUUGUAAUAAUAUGGUAUAUCAUUGUAUAAUUUUCAAGACUGAAAGAGGUUAUGGGUUUGCAGAACCUUAUAAUAUUUACAAAACUUUGAAUGAGCUUGUAUUACAUUAUGCUGUGAACUCAUUGGAAGAGCACAAUGAACAAUUAAGAACCGCCCUGAAGUAUCCUGUUAAUGCACAUUUAAUAAAAAAACCAGACAAGAAAGUUCAUGAAACCCAACAAACUGAUGUCCGUCAAGAAUACCACCACGAGUCACAGUUACAUCGGAACACAGGCAAGGACAACACAAUACACACCCAUAAUAAUGUUUGAUGGGCUUGGCCUAAGAGUAUACUAGUCAUUUUUGUAUGAAAAAGGCUAGAAUUGGAUUUCAAAGUCAUAAUAAUUGGCACAAAUCAAUAUUGAUUCUUCCAGUGAAGCUCUUUAGGAUUGCAAUCAAAUUGCAAUAAACGUGAGUUCACAUAGAUAGUGUAUUUGUGUCUUCAACAAUAUGUGAUAUUUUUUUGGUAAAGUUAUGUAAAACUCUCUGCCAUGAUCUGUACUCCUUAAUGUGUUUUUUAAUCCUUGAAAUUUUUUUAAUUGUACAGCCACUUUUAAAUAACAUUUUUUAUACAUUUUUAUGGAAAUUCGGAAGUUUACCGUGGUAAAAUAUUCUUACAGAAUAAUAGGAUUUAUGUAAAAUACAAAACCCAACUUAAUUUAGCGAUUGUGCUACUGCCCUGUUCAUUAUUAUUUUGAAAGAUUUUCUGGUGUUUGGGGAGUUGAUUUCUCCAGCUCUAAAGAACCUCAACUAGAUUUAUAAGAGUACUCUGGAUGCCCCUGAAUUCACAAUAGCAUUGUUGUAAUUGGUGGACCUAAUAAAAGCCAAUGAAACAUGAGUACAUAAAUGUUGAAUCUCCUUUUUUAUGUCAGUUAAAAAGAGAAAGGCCAUAAUUGUCCAUAUGUAUCUGUAGGCAUUCCUAUAUAUAUAAAAGUAUCUGUACUUCAUUGCAGAUGCAUGACACAAAUUAUUAUAUUGUAGAAGUAAGAACUGAUUAGAGUUUGUUCCCAUAUAUUGGUUUCUGGGCCACAGGAGCUUUGAAAAUGAUACUAGUGUUUAAAGAUUAUUCGGUCAGCCUGAAGUUAUAGAUAUUUGUGCAUAUUACAUUGUCAAGAUUUAAUUCGUAGAAACUGUAUUUGCAGUUCAGAUUACACAUACAGUAGCUAAAAUUGGAAGGUCUUAAGAUAGUAAUACAGUUUCCCCAAGGAACUUUUAAAAGAAUAAAACUCCUGUUGGACUGGUCAAUAAUUUAGUGAUAUGCGUCAAACCAUUUAAUAUUGUUUUAUGAGUGGCGCGGUCAAUAAAUAGCAUAGAACUUA
This is a messenger RNA of Pararge aegeria (speckled wood butterfly), 2885 nucleotides long. It is a transcript of the gene Pi3K21B, whose product is annotated as phosphatidylinositol 3-kinase regulatory subunit gamma. Gene Ontology annotation, cellular component: phosphatidylinositol 3-kinase complex. The record is from RefSeq and is a predicted model, not a curated record. The transcript has 4 exons. NCBI's taxonomy places the organism in Eukaryota, Metazoa, Arthropoda, Insecta, Lepidoptera, Nymphalidae. The coding region runs from base 534 to 1838 and encodes 434 amino acids. Gene Ontology annotation, biological process: phosphatidylinositol phosphate biosynthetic process; insulin receptor signaling pathway. Gene Ontology annotation, molecular function: 1-phosphatidylinositol-3-kinase regulator activity.